Molecule: messenger RNA, 870 nt
Organism: Nelumbo nucifera (sacred lotus)
Lineage: Eukaryota; Viridiplantae; Streptophyta; Magnoliopsida; Proteales; Nelumbonaceae
Source: RefSeq, a predicted model, not a curated record
UGCAUCCUGCCUGCCAAAGCAAAAGGAAGCCGUAUUAAAGAAAAGGAAAAGGAAAAGAAGCACCUUCAUCUCAUCAAAUCUUACACAAAUUCAAGCAAAAGAAUCGUCCCUCUCUCUACAGAUGAACUUCCUCCCUCCCAUUUUCCAGCUUUCACAUACUUCCAAUUUUCUGCUUGUUCAUGCCAGAUUCAAAGAACUCAAACACAAGGAAGCCCUGGUAUCAGAGAGCAAUGGAGGCAGUGAACUUAUGGAAAUCCAUAGAGAAACCCACUCAGAUUUCUUCUACCAAUUCAAACAGAUCAAAGCUAAGGAAGAGUUCUUCUCUAAAGCUCGCAAUUUCGUUCACUCGGGUGUGUCUCUGCGCACCGAUGUCAUCUUACACAGAGGUUUUUCGAGCCGAUCUUCCACCAAGAAGGAGCAACAGUUAUCCAAGAUCAAAACCAUUGGUCAUGGCACCUCCGGAAACAUUUACUAGUCAUAGAAUUAGUACAGAAGGCAGGAGGAUUUUCCGGGGGAAAUCAUUAACUGAUGAUGUUCUAAUGAGAAGAUUUGUUGUGGAAGAGGAAGCAAUGAUGCAAAUUAGGAGAAGGAAUGAAAUGGAAGUUAUAAGGAGGAGGAGUUCCAUGAGAAGGAAGAAGUUGGGUCCUAGUCCACUUAGGAGAAUGGUUAUGGCCGGGGAUGAUAAUUAAAUUUAAUUGAACAUAGAUCAAUAACUUUUUUUCAAUUAUUUUUUUUCUUGUCUAAAUGGUUUUUUCAGGGUGGAAUAUCUUUUGGGGUUUUGAUCUCUUGUUCAUUUUAUCAAUGGAAUGAUUCAUACAUUAAUUCUAUGACUGCAGUAAUAUUAUUUCAGCCUUUUUUUUUCAUUAUAAG